Molecule: messenger RNA, 912 nt
Organism: Acanthoscelides obtectus
Lineage: Eukaryota; Metazoa; Arthropoda; Insecta; Coleoptera; Chrysomelidae
Source: the annotation of a GenBank genome assembly
AUGGCGAAGGACGCUAAAAUACAGCCUUUGGCAGUCAGGUUAACUGCAAUUGCGGGGAGCUUUCGAUCUGCUGAAGAUGUCAUAAGCGUAUCUGACCCACUCGUAAAACAACUCGAAAACGUCGUCAACGAACUCACCGUCGAGUUAGCGGGAGGCAAACCCAAUCUGCCCCGAAACGGCCAGAGAGGUAAGGCCGCAAACGCUAACCACAGAGCUAGGGGAAGUAGAGACAAAAGACGCCAACACGAGUAUGCUACGGUACAACAACUCUGGGAGAAAGAACCGAAACAACUAGCUACGCUAGUAGUGGAGGAUCGGCUCUCAGAUAUCGAACAACGCCGCCAACCUGAACUACCCUCCGGAACAACGCUGAUUCCAAAAGAUGGCAAGGAUCUGACAGUGGCAGCCAGCUGGCGGACCGAUUACUGUCAGCUCAAUCCUAGCCAGACUGUUCUCGGGGUGAUCGAUGAAUCUCUUAGGGGAAACAUCGAGCUAAGCCGAGCACAGAAAGGAUUCACGCAUGACGAGGGAGCGGCUCAGAACGUCUCCCUCUUUCGCCAAACGUUGAAAGCGAUGAAGGAGGAACAGGGUGGAACUUGUUCCAUACUUGACAUUUCCAAAGCCUUCGACACAGUGCCACAUGGUGCAUUAGUACCGGCGCUCAGAAGGCUUGGAGUGGCCCCUUAUAUCGCUGAAUACGUCGAUUACGUAUACCAGGAUUGUCAGACGGUCUUACCAUCUACGACCGAAGAAAUAAAGAUCAGUCUGAGGAGAGGCGUGAAGCAAGGCGAUCCUCUUAGCCCACUUCUUUGGAACGCAGUCGUUGACCCAUUAUUGACAUACCUCGAUCAGCGGGAAGGAAGGGAAUUGUCCUGGAGGACGCAAUGUGUCGGUCCUGGCGUUCGCGGAUGA